Messenger RNA from Conger conger (European conger), 6006 nucleotides. It is a transcript of the gene lysmd4, whose product is annotated as LysM, putative peptidoglycan-binding, domain containing 4. The transcript is spliced from 3 exons. Lineage: Eukaryota; Metazoa; Chordata; Actinopteri; Anguilliformes; Congridae. The record is from RefSeq and is a predicted model, not a curated record. The coding region runs from base 140 to 1000 and encodes 286 amino acids.
GGGACUAUCAUGGUUGUAUGUUGCGCAAACUGAUGAAAUUGGGAACUGCUGGGAUUUUUUGCAAGUAUGCGGUUAGCUAGUUAGCAAGGUAACGGGUUAGUUCGCUAACGGUCUACCAUUUAAAUAGUUUGUCACCGCGAUGCGGCGCGGCGAGCCGGUGCCUCGAGCCUUCCAGGCUCCCGUUGACGUGCACGCUAGCGCGGACGGGCAGGUGUACCUGUUCCGGGGCGGGCACGAAGACUUCGGGGACUCUUCGGAGGAGGAGUUCAGCAUGACUGAACUCAGGCCUAGGAGUCGGGAGUCGGGCUCGCAGGAGCGCGACAGGACAGGGGACCUGUUGCUUCUGGAGCGGGAUGUCGCCCAUGGGGACAACUUGAACAAGCUGGCGCUUCAGUAUGGCUGCAAGGUGGCCGACCUCAAGCGGGUUAACAACCUGAUCCAGGAACAGGACCUGUACGCGCUCAAGUCCAUAAAGAUCCCGGUGAAAAAGCACAGCUUUCUGACCGAGCGGGGCCAGCCUGCCGCGCCGCCAGAAGCAGAACCGGGCCCCUCCUCCGGAGCUCCGCCCCCGCCCCCGCCCGCUCUCCGCCCUCUGACCCCAAACGGCUCCCUCAAACCCCGCCUCCAGGAGUACACGGACUUCCUGAAAGGGGUGGACCAGGACAUCGAGAUGCUGAUCCAGAGCACGGAGGCCCAGGACGAGGUUCCGUCGGGAGGCCGGGAGGGCCCUCAGCGGGGGGCGGGCGGCAGGAGGCCCAGCGGCUACGGGGCUGACUGGGGCAUCCAGUGGUGGAACGCUGUGGUGGUCAUGCUCCUGGUGGGGAUCAUCCUGCCCCUGUUCUACAUCAUCUACUACAAGACGCAAGACGGUGGGUCUUCGGCCGCCAACGGGGGCCUGGCGGGCGACCUCAACUCUACCUCAGACCCCGAGCGGUCGAACUUGAGCGCCCUGACGCACAGCGGGGGCCAGCCUCACGUGCCGGACAGGCCCCUGUUGUAGCUCCGAGGGGAGGCGGGAGGGCCGCGGCGGUGGAGACGAAACUAGCAUUCUGCGACGGUACCACAUUUUUAUUUAACCACGUUUUAACGGUUAAUCGACAAGACGGGCAAGAUGAGCUGCCAAGGACAAUGGUUGGGUUGGUAGCUUAAGAACCCCCACUCUCCAGGCAGGGCACGGGACAAACUUUGUUAUUUGACGUUCCCGGUUGUCUCCCCCUAUCUCUGACGGUGGUCCUGCCUCAAGUGCUUGUAACUUCUUCAUUUUGGAAAGAAAUCAAGUGUUGCCAGCAUUUUAACUUUUUUGUUUUGUGUACACUCCAGAAAUGAAUUAAUCAAUGGUUAAAUAAUUAUUAUUAAUAUUUUUUUUAAGAGGUAUGCUUUGUGUAAGAGGUUAUUUAGGUCGGAGUGUAAUACCAACAGUGCCAAUUCAUCAACACUCAACUUUUUCAACUGGUUUUCAGAAGGCUUGCCAGGAUUAGAGGUUUAUUAUCUAAACAUGGAAGAAAUAACAAAGGAAUCACAAUAACACAAACACUCUUUUAAUAUUUUUCACAAGUAUAAUUUUAGUGAUCUAUACAUAACCUUCCUUGUAGCCGUAUACUUCAACAAGCUCAGCCAAUCAGGGUUCCUUAUAGGUUCCUCAGGAAUAUGAAGUACCUAGACCAGCGCUACUCAAUUCCACAUCCUGCGGGCUGCACAGUCUGCAGGUAUUUGCUCCUACCGUGCGCUACACUGCCUGAUUUCACUAACUAUUUUACCUGCAUGGUUCAGAUAAUAAGCUACUGUAGUUAGUGAAAUCAGGUUGUGUAGCACACGGUUGAAGCAAACGCCUGCUAAUAUAGCAGGGUUCUUCCCAGAAUUUUAAAACCGUGUGGUGCUCCGGUCCUUGUGUGUUCAAAGCAGACUCCCCAGCAAACAGUUGGGGUGAGGGGAGGGGGUGGUUGGUAAUGUUGGUCAUCAAGCUUUUGCUUAAUUUCUAACAUUUAUAAAAGUUACUUGAAAUAUUAUGAAAUAUGUGAAAAGUCCAGACUGGGCUUAAUGGCUGAUCAGUAGGGGUAACGGUGCACAAAAAUCUUUGUUCGGUACGACUUCAGGGUUCGGUGCAUCUUCAGUAGAGCAAAAAAUAAAAACGCUUUUCAUUAUGAAAAUGUGAACAGUGGCUGACUGGCCAUCAGCUCAUGCUGAACAAAAUGAUGGCACAUCAUCACUAAGCAGCACUAAAAAUGAGUUGCAUUAAUUUAUUGCAAAAAAAAAAAGUUAGGCGUGUGUUAAAACUGUUAUUGUUCCGUUAGCUGCGUGCGCCUAAUCGAAAGUUCGGAACUGAAGGGAAGAGGUAUUUCUUAUCGCCUCGACAAAGUAAACGAUGAUGCUUUUACGAUUAGACGUGUGUUUUUGCUUCCUCUGUUUCACAGAAGCUACGGCUCUCUGGCUGACCAGCAGUGACAUGCAGGUGACACAGGCUACUGAUUUCGCUACACAGUGGUGCAAGUAAGGGCACAGCGUGGAGCAUCACCACGUUCUUCGGGGAGAACCCUGUAUGGGGUUAGGACGAUCUGUGACGCAUCCUUGCUCAAAGCGCAACAAAUCAUGUCCACGUAUUUCUAGUGUAUGGGACUACUGUUUUGGCAACACUAAGUGAAUGUCAGUCUUCUCUAUUUUUGUAACUGGGACAUACGAGGAAGCAAGAGAUUGCAAAUGAGGAAUUAUUCAAGCGGAAGCGGUAAAUGGUUCACUGGGAGAGAAAGCAGUAGUGGUCAUUUGAACCUGCUAAACUACUGAACAGUGACCACGUUUACUUGCACGUCAUUAUUCUGAUCUUAUUCAGAAAACUCAAGUAUUUUGGCUAAGAUACAGCCCAUAUAAACACCGUUUUCCAAAACAACUUAUUCUAUAUAUGCAAAAUUUGAAUAACUUUGGCUGCAUGUGCAUCUAAUCAUCUGCAAAUGGAAAGAAUGUAAUUACCUUAUUCCAUUUACAACUUUUAAACAUGGUUUGUACAUGUAUGCAAUGUGAGGUGUCUUGGGAGUUGAAGUCAGCCAGAUACUGUAGUUUAUCAUUUGUCUUGGCAAGCACAAAUCAUUUGUCACUCCUUUGCCUAAAUCUUAAUUUCUGUUUUCACAGAAUUAAAAUCUUGAAAUGCACAGAUUGUGGAAAAUGUCAAUGUGGUGAUAUUUCUGAAUACAGCAAGCACAAGCAAAAGGUUAAGUCGAACCACAGAACAGUGUAGACAGUUCGGAAGACAAUGUAAUCAACGUAUUUUAUAGGGCUGUUAACGUGUGAUUCAUUUCAAUAGAAAUGCAUUAAUUACAGUUAAGCAUAAGAUUGUAGACAAGGAAAUCCGGUCAUAGACAUAGGGCUAGCCACAGCCAAAAUAAGAAAACGCAAUUAAUUGCAUGAGCUUACGUGUUAACACUGACGGCCCUAAUUUUAAGGGGGAAACAAAACGUGACAAACCAGCUAUUCACACCCAGCAAAUAUGAAACACUUCAGACAACAUUUAGAAUGUCUUUAGCACUAACCAAGGGAUUUAAAUUGAAUCUUCAGCUAACCGUGUAUAAAGGAAUAAGAUUGGGUUAUUCCUUUUAUGAUGCAUGCAAGUGGGAUAACUUCACUAUGACCCUAAUUAGAAUAAAGAUAAUUAUUCAGAACAUGCUCUGCAGAUAAACAUGAUCAGUAGUAGACUGCUGUUACUUAAAAUGCCUUAAUUGUGUCGUUCUAUUUGGGGGAGUAGUCCUAUAGUAUUCAAAAAUUUGAUGUGCGGUCAUCGUUUCUUUGUGUGGCAUGAGUAGCUUGUGAAAACUAUGCGCUCAUGUUGUUCAAUUGUGCCAAGAGUUGUGUGUCUUUCUUAAAUUGUUAUCUGUCAUAUCUUGAUUAUCAACCUGAUGGUAAAUCUAAAAAAGAUAUAUGCUGCAAAAUAAAUGUUACCUUACUUUCCCAUUGAAACUGAAAGGAAGAAAAAUCUAAUCUUGGCAAUCCUUUUUAUUAGCUACUAUGAAUGUUCUGAUCAAAGUGUUGUUUACAUAAAUGGUAAGGCCCUCAAUUAUUUUGUGCCCAGUUUUUUUGUUUUCAGUUGUAAAUGUAACUUAUUUGAGAAAGCACUGCCACUUUGAAUUGUAUAGGAAAUAUCAGCUGACUUGCAGAAUGAUCAACGCAGAAUGUUGACUUUUAAAUCAGUUGUUAUAUAGGCUGUCAUAGCUCAAAUAACAGUCUUUAAUUUAAUAAAACAUGCAAUAUUAGCCCCCUGAAUUUCUGUAAUUUUAGUACGGAACAUUUGUCGACAUUUCAACUUGACAGAAGCAAACUAAAUCAAAUCUAUUUCAUUACUAUCAGAUGUAUGUAUUUUUGUAAAGCUAUGACAUGGUAUAUAAACAAAUUGGGUGCAACAGAGUUUCCACUAUGACGAAUCGGAUAAAGAAUAUAAUUUGAAAACCUCAGGAAUCUAAAUUGAAAACAGGUUUUAGUUCCAUUUCAUUUAUGCUGUCAAGUAAAUAUACAUAAAUCGCUUCACAUUUUUCUGUGCGGACUAUUAGGUACUACUGGAUUUGUGUUACUGUCAGGGUGCCUAUGAGUAGCCUUUUUGAAUAUAUUCUGAAAUGUACUCCUUACAAAUGACAGAAGUGCAGUUUAUUUAAAGGUGCAUUAAUGAAGUCUUCAUGUUCAACCAGAGCUGCUUUUAUUCAUUGGAGUGCACCUGGUUUAACAUUGAUUUUGUUAUUCUAUAGUUUUUAUGUAGACUGAAAGUUGUCUAGUGUGAAUAUUGGGAAAAAUGAACAGUAAUACUGUGGAUAUAAGAAUUCACCCACAUAGUGGGGUAACGAUGGGAAAUUAUUUUAAUUGAGCCGCAAGUAUUAGUCAUGGCAUACAGUACAUACCCAAUAUAGUCUAGUGCAUUGCACAGUAAAAGCACUGCUUCAACUGUUGCUUUAAGGGUUGUUUGGUAAAUUCUUAAUCAAGGUUUUCAUAUUGUCCCUACUAGUGUAAUUUAACUGUACUGUGCUUUACAUUCACAGGAAGUUAAGUUCUCUGUGUAUGUUUGUUUAAAGCUUGACUUAAUGUCAUCAGCCAUUUCAUUUAAUAAUUUUAAUGUAUUUUUUAAAAAGAUUUUACUUGUUUUAAUUUGUAACAAUCUUAAUGGCAUGCAAAUUAAAAUGUCAGCAUUGACCAGUGGUCGUGUUAAAACAGGAUUUUGUAUUUGUAAAGAGCCAAAAUACAAAAUAUUUUUUUAAUCUUACAAUGGCUGAAGAACCAAACUUGAACCACCACAAAAUAAUUACUCUUUGAGCCAGUCAUCUUUUGGCAUUUUGAUAUUGGUGUUGCUUAUUGAUCAGCAUAUUUACACAGCUGUUGGUAGCAUUGCAAGAUUCAAGGAGAAAGUGUGUCAUUUGAAUGAAAAGUCAAACAAGAUGCUGUGCUUGCUCAACAUGAGCAAAUAAGUAAAAAUUAAGGCAAAACAUUAUUUGUACUUUCAUCCUGCUUCUAUUGCAAUUGUCAUAAUACAAUCACGAACAACAUACUUGUGUUAAUAGGCAUAUUAUGGUAAAAUUUGUUGAUUUUGAAAUGUCCUGCGUUCCAAAGAUUUAAUUUAACAGCGUGACCACUGAUUGACAAAAUUUUGAAAGAUGAAGCUGUCCAGCUAGCACCAGAUCUCAGGUCUGUUGACAUCAGUUCUGUCUUUUCCCAGAAUGCCAGAAUUGACUGCAGGGUGUCAUGAUGAUGAGUGAAGGUAUCUCUGCCAAAAGGAGGGUAGUCACUUCAAAAAAGCCUUACUGACCAGCCUUUGCUUUUGUUUUCUGGAUGACAUGUUUGUGAAAUGAAAGCUGUGAGCUUUGGCGGUAGGGCCUACCAUUUUGGAAAGCCCGGUGUUGCAGUGCGUUUUCCUGAAUCUCUAUGCCAUGUAAGAAUACCUGGAAUCUCUCAAAUGUUCAGCUGACUUCAAUUACUUUUUGUCCCUGUAUUUUCUUGAAACUUACUAUUUUCAAUAAAAGCAUAACAAAUGCUUUAACACUG